GGGACGGGGACGGGGACGGGGACAACCCCCCUUCCUCCCCCGCCCCGCCGGGAGCCCCCAGAGACCGAGCCCCGUCUGCACCAUACGAUGCCGAAAAGGAAAUGCAAGUUCACGGAGGAGCUCCAGGCGAAAUAUCCCUGCUUCCGCCUGGGCCGGGAGAGGUGGGAGGUGGAGUGCUUGGUGUGCCAGGAGGGCACCUACGUCUCGGUGGCCAACAAAGACUCCCUCGACCUGGACGCCCACGUCCAGUCCGUGAAACACAAGAGGAACGUGUUGGGCGACAUCUCUGUGCCCCCGGUGCCGGAUUGCUUCCUCCCCGCCGACUGCCAGCCCUUCAAUGCCACCGCCGCUGCCACCACUGUCACCGAAUCCCCGUUGGGCUUCACUGCGCUCCAGGAUGGCUACGAGCCCUUGGCUGGCUCGCCCAAAACUCCCGAUCCCAUCUUCGACAUCCUGGGCUUGCAAAUCAAGACGGAGGUGAGGCUGGAUGGGGGGCUGACCCCCUUCCCCUCGCACCCCAGGGUGGACCCGCUGGACGGUGUCCCCUAUUGUGGGGUGUCCCUGGGUGUCUGCAAGGCAGGGACCCCCUUCCCCAUCCAGAUCCGCUCUUUUGACUGGAAGCGGGGUGGGGUGCAGAGCAGGGUGAUCGGUGUGGACUCCCCACCGGGUGAACUGACUCCCAGCGGCACCGCCUUGGCGUGGGAGGCCUUGGAGAGCCGUGGGCUGCGGCAACGCUGUGUGGCUUUGGUGGGCGAGAGCCCCAGCGCCAUGCUGGGGGGACUGGGGGGCUGCGGCCGAGGUCCGGUUGAGGCGUCCGGCUUGCGGGAGCUGCUGGAAGGAGUCUUCAUCGCCACCGACUGCCCCGUGCACCUCCUCAGCAACUGCAUGCAGCACGGGGCGGACAGCCUGGAGGUGGACCUGCACUCCCUGGUCUGGAAGAUUUACGCCUACAUCUCAGUCUACGCCGUCUGCGUCGAACUGCUCCAGGACUUCUUGCAGUCUGCCAAGAGGGAGUACCGGCGGCUGCUCCGCCACACCAGGAUGCCCUGGUUGCUCCUGCUGCCGGCCAUCACCCGCCUGCUGGAAGUCUUCCCGGCUUUGAAGUCCUCCUUCCUCUCCCUCAGCCACCCCUCUCUUCGCCAUCUGGACUUUUUUCGAGGACGACUUCAGUGAGAUCUACCUUCCGCACAUGGCUUCGCAGCUGGCUGUCUUUAACACCCACCUCAGGACCUUGGCGAGGGAGGACAACUCGCCCUGCGAGGUGCUGGCCGUCCUCUCCUCUCUCUGCCGCACCCUCCUGUAGCGCAAAGCCGAUGGCUUCAUGUCGCUGCGGGGGAAGGAGCUGCUGGCGGAGCAGCGGGCGGCCGGGGGGGUUGGAGAGUGCGACACCUUCUGCCACCACGUGCAGAACCUCUACCUGGCGUUCCUCGACUACCUGGACGCUUGGAUGGGGUCCUUUGGGGAGCUUUUCCAUUUCCAGUGGAUGGAGCUCCGGGCACCGCCAAGGUGGGCGGAGGUGGAGGGGGCGCAUCAAGUACCUGGCGGCCCACGGGGUCAUGGUGGACGAUAGCAAGUGCUUUGACCAGUUCUGCCACCUGACCGCCUUCUUGAAGGACUGCAGGAGCGGCAGCGACUUCAGCGCUCUGCAGACGCACCAGAAAUGGCUGCGGUUCUUCAGCAGCUCCUGCAGCCUGGCCAGCCGCUCGGAACUCCUCAGGAUGGCUCAGGUUUUCUUUGCCAGCCCCUCCUGCAGGGCUGAUUUUCCUCGGGGGCUUUUCCUGGUGUGAAGCCGGUGGGACCAGGCGUGGAUCUGUGGUCAGUGCUGCCGUGGCCGGGCUACCACGAAGCGUGUGGCCUGUCAAAAGACUUCUUUUUUUUUUUUGCAAUGAUAAACCUAUUAUUCCUAUUUUUGUACAUCGGCCCACCAGGGAGGAUUUGUUAACGAGGUUUUUAAAGGCUGUAGGCCGGUUGUGGGAGAGGUGGCUUUGCUCCUGUGGGAAUAAAUGACUGUCACG
Molecule: messenger RNA, 2015 nt
Organism: Chroicocephalus ridibundus (black-headed gull)
Lineage: Eukaryota; Metazoa; Chordata; Aves; Charadriiformes; Laridae
Exons: 2
Coding region: 88-1173 (361 amino acids)
Source: RefSeq, a predicted model, not a curated record